UGUUUCGGAACCGCAAAGCUAAAAAAAGGAGAGUAAACCAGACCAAUCGUCUUCCUCGUUCGAGUUCCCCCACGCCAGAUGCGCGGUCAGUUUGCACACUGGACAUGUCGAUGCUCUUUAUAUUGCUCUGUCUGCAUUGCUCGAAACCGCUGUCCCCCUCACUUCCUCGUUCGAGCUAGUCUUUCGUGCGUUCCCGGUCACGCCGUUGCAGCGCCGUCCUCGAUCGGCCCCCCCAUCUCUCGUCGCUUCCCUCUGUUCGGAAUUCCAAUAUCUUCCUUCCUUCCUUCCUUCCUUCCUCGCUAGGAGGAACCUCCGGGAUUCAUGUGCUUGCGGUGAAGAUUCGACCGCCGCGCGUGAAGUUUGGGAGUGCAUCUCGUUGGGCAUAUGAUGCGUUGUUGCUCCUUGGGAGCUCGAGUGCAGCAGUGGCUUCGUGAUUACGACAGACUUCAGGGCUUGGCCGUCAUUUUCAUUUACAUCCAGAUUGCUUGUGCGCUGAUCGGGUCCCUGGGGGCAUUGUACAAUGGGGUGUUGCUCAUAAAUUUGGCGAUUGCGCUCUUCGCGCUUGUCGCGAUUGAAAGUAGCAGCCAGAGUCUGGGCCGAACCUACGCCGUGCUUCUCGUCUGUGCCAUCCUCCUUGAUGUCCUCUGGUUUAUACUCUUCACCCACGAUAUAUGGAACAUCUCAUCUGAAAGUUAUGGCGUGUUUGUAAUCUUUUCAGUGAGGCUUACCCUGGCGAUGCAAAUUGUUGGGUUUUCUGUGAGGCUAUCUUCCUCAUUCAUAUGGAUCCAGAUUUACAGGCUAGGGGUUUCAUCUUCAGAAACUGUGGCUUCUCAAGAGCCAGAUUUUGAUUUGAGAAAUAGCUUUCUAAGUCCCGUGACUCCUGCAGCAGUUGGACGAUUGUCAGAUUCUGACGAUGUCUUAGGAGGCUCCAUAUAUGAUCCUGCUUAUUUUUCAUCUCUUUUUGAAGAUAGGCGAGAUAAUGGAUUCUCACAUGGGGUGAAGUGUUUUUUGACAAACUUUAUUGCUUGUUUUUCUCUCUAUCACAUGCGCACUCUCUCUCUCUCUGCUUGGAUGCUUCUAUGUGAGAUGUCUGUUGCAUUUCUCUGGAUCGACAAAGGCUGUUCGUGCAUGAAGUUAUUGUUGACUUAUUGCUUUCCAAGAGAAAUAUUUGCUGGCUUGGAAAAAUUUCCAUGGUUAGAAAUCUCUAUGUUGUCUUCUGUCUACUGGAAUGCUCUUAAUCCGCAAUUCUUGAUGACAUGUUGUGCUGGAUCAUCAAUGUUUGUACACUUAGAUUUGGUGAUUGGCACUGUUGCUGAUGGAGCAGAAAUUGUGGGUCUCUACACUUCUCUGAACUCUCUCUAUGGAUUUUUCAUCGUUCUGAUUCUGGGGAUCAGUAUACUGAACGCUAUGCUCCUACUUCACUUCAUAGAGUUUGAAAUGUUGUGGAUUAUUUUGUGGAAUUGUCUUAAUAACUGUGUUUUGCCAUAUCGUCAACUACCUACAUUGUCAGCCUGAGGCCAUGUUUUAACUGUGCGCAUGUGCGGGUGUGCAUGUGCAUGCCUACCUGUGUGUAAUCUUUGUGAACCUGGUAUGUGGUAACUUCUUAUAGUUGUUUACCCUUCUGAAGGACAGAAAUUAUUGUUACUCAGCCAUGAAUGUUUUAUUUUGAAUUUCGAUGUUUUGAAAGGUACAUAUUGUCCGAGUAUGUUGUGAAUGAAGAUUGUUUUACAGGUUGAAAGUUUAACCAACAAGCCCCAGAAUGAUAGCUCAUUAAUCAAGACGUGACAUGCUCAGAGUUCGUUUAUCAGCUGUCAAUCCCCAAAUACCUUGACAUUCUCUGGGCUUGUUCAGUGCAGUCACGCCGUGCAAAAGAGUGGCCCUCAUGUGAUUACCAAUUUGUAGCCAAAUUCUUUCCCAGAUGGAGCCUAGAACUCAGACUUAAGAUGAUUCAACGUGCAUUUCUAUAUUGAAAUUUUGGGGGUCGCAAUGAAUUUGCUUUUUGAGCAAGAGCUGCUCCAGAGUUUAUGUUGAGCCGGGAAAGCCAAGUGCAGAAACAGAAUGCCUCACAAGCUUACUUGUUACACUCGGAUAUAUAGUGCACUAUGAUUUUCGUUCUCAUUGUUUGCACUUCUUGGAAGUUGAGGUGCCUUCUGCUGUUAGAUGUCCAGUAACUUCUCAUCUUCAACAUGACCUUUGAUGUUCCUAAAACAGAUUGGUUAUUGCUUCUUGUUCAUAUAAUUCUUUCUAUUUCUAGAACUGUGAGGAAGAACAUACAGGCUUGAGAUGUACCUUAAAAAUUUCAUGGUAGAUUUAGUUUCUUCA
This is a messenger RNA of Rhodamnia argentea, 2322 nucleotides long. RefSeq lists its product as uncharacterized. The transcript is spliced from 3 exons. The coding region runs from base 385 to 1515 and encodes 376 amino acids. Lineage: Eukaryota; Viridiplantae; Streptophyta; Magnoliopsida; Myrtales; Myrtaceae. The record is from RefSeq and is a predicted model, not a curated record.